Nematocida ausubeli is the source of this 372-nucleotide messenger RNA. RefSeq lists its product as uncharacterized. The transcript has a single exon. Bases 1 to 372 code for a protein of 123 amino acids. NCBI's taxonomy places the organism in Eukaryota, Fungi, Microsporidia. The record is from RefSeq and is a predicted model, not a curated record.
AUGCCGCACCCAGCAGAGAAAAGUAGAACACGAGAGCUUCUUGGCCAGGUUGUAGUAGGAACAAUGGCAGGCGCUGCAAUUGGUCUGGGAAUUGGUGUGCUCCAGAAGGGCUUCUGCAGAAAUUCUUCAAUCUCUUCCCGAAUAACAGAUACUAUGAUAAUUGGAGGAUCUUAUGUUCUCUUUGACAAUCUAAUAUCAAAAUAUAACCUUAGCAAAACGUAUAGACCAAUUGUGGCCGGUCUGGCUGCAGGAAGUCUGGGGAGCAGAGGAGGGGCAUCCUCUAUUAUUGCCACUUCAGUGGCAACAGCCUGUGCAGCGUACGCUCUGGAAAGUGCAGAUAUCCUAAACCAGACAGAUGUACAUCUGGAGUAG